AUGAGCCUCCAGCCACCUCCCGCCUCCCCAAGCCCUGGCUGUGAUUCUACUAAGGUAAUUGCAAACAUCUCUGGGCUCAAGCGAGGGCUUCAUGGAUUCCAUAUUCACGCUCUUGGUGACACCACCAAUAGUUGCAUGUCUACUGGGCUGCAUUUUAAUCCCAUUGGGAAGGAACAAGGGGCACCUGAAGAUGAGAACCGCCAUGCUGGUGAUCUUGGAAAUGUGACUGCUGGCGAAGAUAGAACUGUUAAUUUUAGCAUUAUUCCUCUCAGUGGACUAAAUUCCAUUAUUGGAAGGGCUGGUGUUGUCCAUGCCGACCCUGAUAAUCUUAACAAGGGUUCAGAUGACAGGGGGGACACCAAUGAUUCCACGAUCACAUGUAGCAGCGAUCGGCUCCCAAACACAAAGUCAUGGUCGAGGAUCUGCCCAGCUCAUGACACCUCUGUCUCGAUCGAAGGAAAGAGAGCUCAUCUAUAUUCAGAGCCACUCGAUGCUGAAACAUCCAGCUCUCAUCCAUUAACUGCUGAAAAAGACGUACAAGAGCAGGAGGAUGAGGAUGACAAGGAGGAUCUUACAUAA
Messenger RNA from Elaeis guineensis (African oil palm), 579 nucleotides. The record is from RefSeq and is a predicted model, not a curated record. Lineage: Eukaryota; Viridiplantae; Streptophyta; Magnoliopsida; Arecales; Arecaceae.